UUGCUCAGGCAACAUGGGUAGCAACCAAGCUGCAGUCUCCUUCCUCACCAAUAUUGCACGCGCUGCGUUCGGCCUCGGCACCGCCGCUACCGUUCUUAAUUCCUCCCUCUUCACCGUCGACGGAGGCCAACGCGCCGUCCUUUUCGAUCGUUUCCGUGGAGUCAUGGACGAUACCGUCGGUGAAGGCACUCAUUUCCUCGUUCCGUGGCUGCAGAAACCCUUCAUCUUUGAUAUUCGUACCAGGCCUCACACUUUCUCUUCGAUCUCUGGUACCAAGGAUCUGCAGAUGGUUAACCUAACCCUUCGUGUGCUAUCUCGUCCCGAAGUUAAUCGGUUGCCUGCAAUUUUUAAGACAUUAGGUCUUGAGUACGACGAGAAGGUUCUCCCUUCGAUCGGAAAUGAAGUUUUGAAGGCCGUUGUUGCUCAAUUCAACGCAGAUCAGCUUCUCACUGAGCGUCCGCGCGUUUCGGCUUUGGUUCGUGAUAGCUUAAUCCGCAGAGCUAAGGAUUUUAACAUCGUGCUUGAUGACGUGGCGAUAACUCACUUGUCGUACGGUGCUGAGUUCUCCAAAGCCGUGGAGCAGAAGCAAGUGGCUCAGCAAGAGGCUGAGAGAUCAAAGUUUGUGGUUGCUAAAGCGGAGCAGGAGCGACGAGCUGCGAUUAUUAGGGCCGAAGGAGAGAGUGAGUCCGCUAAGCUCAUUUCUGAUGCUACAUCUGCUGCUGGUAUGGGAUUGAUCGAGCUUAGGAGAAUCGAGGCGUCCAGGGAGAUCUCUGCAACAUUGGCCAGGAGCAACGGUGUCAUGUACCUUCCAAAUAGCGGGAGCCAGAUGCUUCUAGGGCUUAAUCCUUCUCGCUAAAUGAUUUUACUGUUACUGCGAACGAUAAACUGUGCUGAAAUGCAGCAUCAUAUCCGGUUGAUGCAUAAGACAAUAUCUUAUCAUGUAUUCCGACAAACACUGAUCUAUGUAUGAUGAUCUGUUAAUGUAGUUGACUCUUUGAGUUAUUUGUUACUUCACCGUCAUUGUGUUUCUCUAUGUUGUUUUCUCAAUGUUACAAGUGAUCGAAGCAUUGUACAAUAAACCAAUAAUCGCUUUUUUUUGUUUUGCUGUCUCCUUCUAUGAAAACCAACUGGCGCUGGCCUUUUCAUUUUGCCUGAUGUUUCUGUUAGUUGUGAAUCGCUAGAUUCUUGAAAGGAUAUAUAUUCUGUGUAAUUGCCACAUUGCUUGCAAAGAUUUUCAAGCUAUCAAUGUGCUUCUUGAGUCCUUGUAACUGUUCGAACAAGUAACAGUACUUAUCAUAAUAGCAAAAGCCAUUGCCGUUAUCCUUUUUUUGGGUGGGUCAUGUAUACUUAGAUGGAACCUCAGUUUAUCCUUAGGCUUGUGUAAAUUGUAAUUUAAAGUACUAGUUAAUUUUCAUUUUUAAGCUUCUUGAGCUGGUGAAA
Molecule: messenger RNA, 1440 nt
Organism: Cynara cardunculus var. scolymus (artichoke)
Lineage: Eukaryota; Viridiplantae; Streptophyta; Magnoliopsida; Asterales; Asteraceae
Product: prohibitin-3, mitochondrial
Exons: 2
Coding region: 14-856 (280 amino acids)
Biological process (GO): mitochondrion organization
Cellular component (GO): membrane; mitochondrion
Source: RefSeq, a predicted model, not a curated record